Messenger RNA from Macrobrachium nipponense, 1740 nucleotides. Its product is annotated as G-protein coupled receptor 143-like. Lineage: Eukaryota; Metazoa; Arthropoda; Malacostraca; Decapoda; Palaemonidae. Gene Ontology annotation, cellular component: plasma membrane; melanosome membrane. The transcript has 9 exons. Gene Ontology annotation, molecular function: L-tyrosine binding; L-DOPA receptor activity; L-DOPA binding. Gene Ontology annotation, biological process: regulation of calcium-mediated signaling; melanosome organization; G protein-coupled receptor signaling pathway. The record is from RefSeq and is a predicted model, not a curated record. The coding region runs from base 186 to 1397 and encodes 403 amino acids.
CUUUUCCCAAACACGUGAUGUAAACAAACCUUAAACCUUCGCUUUAGGCAAACAGUAGAAAGUUAAUCGGUUGUCUGAAAGUCAUUAAUUAGACACUUAGGAUAAAGUCCCAAUUUGUAAGUGAUGAGACUUUUCUCUAGAAUUAUUUAAGGUUAUCGAUUUGGUUAUCGAUAUACCUGCUUGCCAUGGCCAGCCCGACAAUCGAAUCCCUUUGUUGCAUAACCACCAACAAUGCAUUCAGCAAAGAUUUCCUUCAAGACUUCCAGUCUGUUCCCUAUAACUUGGUAUCCAUAGUGGCUUCUGUCUUCGGUAUUGCUGGCGCAACUUAUCAGAUUUUGCCUCGCACAUCUGGCAAUGGCACAGCUGCCAGAGGAGGAAGAUUUUUCAGAACUCGAGGUCGAGUUAUCAUCAAGUGGUUAGCAGCAGCAGACCUCAUGGCUUCACUAGGCAUAUUGAUACGAUCAGCAUCCUGGUUAGCCGAUGACACUUUUGGUUCAAAGCCAGAUGAUAGUCCUCUUGGCCAGUACCUCUGUAUCAUUACAUCUGGAAUGAUUCACUACUUUUACACAGCAACAUACUGCUGGACAUUUCUCUAUGCAUUAGAUGUUAAGUUGGUUAUGCAAGAGAAGCGAGUUAGUCAUCAACUUUACCACCUUAUCUCAUGGAUGGUACCACUUGCCUUGUGCCUCACAGGACUUCUCAUUCUAUAUCUGCCUGACCUCAAUUGUCAUAGUAAGGCAGUAAAUCCAUAUAUGCGUUUCCUGCCCAACUAUCUCAGUUCGUUUCUUCCAAUUGUUGUUGUGAUGAUUGGGAACCCAAUUCUGUAUUGCAUCUCGUUUUCUGGGGUUGAAAAACAAAUAAUGUCUGCACGAGGAAGGUUUACCCACGCUGAGCGACGGGUAGUGGAUGGUCUUCUGAAGAAAUUUUUCCUCAUUAAUGCAGUGUUUUAUUUGUGCUGGCUGCCAAACAUUGUAAAUGGCAUUGUAUUAUGGACAGCAUGGGAUAACCUUCCCAGGAAUUUUGUUCUUGUUGUUUGGUAUUUAAUGGCAAUUCUGAACCCUCUUCAAGCAGUGUUUAACUGUAUGGUAUAUCGGGCAUGGGAUACGGGUAGUGUUAUUACAAGGCCAGGCUGGUUCCCACAGAUUCUCUGGCCCAAAAGUAGUGCAGCUUACCAACAGAUGGAACCUCCCCCCACCACCAUGGAUGAAACUAUAGAUAACCCAGUUGAUGACGAUGGAACAGAGUCUAGAGAAAGCCCUAUCCGGCGGUCGUCCUUUACCCAGAUGGUACAUGAGCGGUCUCCGCUUUUACCCCCCGCACCCUCAAAAGGUUCUAUUGAUCAAAGCUCUGAUGAAAUACUUAGUAGCUCUUUUUCCUAUAAAAGCUAUAACAACUAAAUCUUACUUUGUACUUUUUACAAGGUUAGGUUGUUUAUCAAAUCACCAAUGAACAUGCUCCAAAAGUUAUUUCUUCUUGAGCAAAGGAGAUUGCAGCUUUUACUUAUUUUGUAAAAGUAAGAUUUACUUAAUAAGUACAAUAAAAUGGUAUUGAACAUCAUUUACAGUGGAAGAUUUUAUUAUAUUUUUUGCAGUAGUGUUCUCUGGGUCAUUUAAAAAAAAUUUCUGUAAUUAAGGUUUAUGAGAUCUGUAUAACUUCAUUGUAUAAAAAAAUGGUGUUUUUUUGUAAUGUUUUAGUAGUUUAUCAGUUAUUAUUUAAAGUAUUCACAUAGAAAAGUUCUGU